CUGCCAAGCCGGGGAAGGAGCCAGAGAGGUGAAGAGGAUAAGAACACAGCUCCUCUGUGUGCUGCCUACUUGCUUCCUGCACAAUGUUCUGGGCAAACAAAGCAAGGCUCUUAGUCCUCCUGGUCCUGCCAUCUCUAGCUUUCCUGUUUUUGCAGCAGUUUUACAGCCACAGCCAAUGCCCUGGUCUGGCAGAGAAGUCAAGCCCUAUGCGUGUGUUGAUCUUGUCCUCCUGGCGCUCUGGCUCCUCCUUUGUGGGCCAGCUCUUUAGUCAGCACCCAGAUGUCUUUUACCUGAUAGAGCCAGGCUGGCACGUGUGGACGACCCUCUCCUCUGGCAGUGCUGGGCAGUUGCAAAUGGCCGUGAGAGACCUGAUUCAUUCAGUCUUCCUCUGUGACAUGAGUGUCUUUGAUGCCUACAUGGCUCAGGGUCUGAGGAAACAAUCCAGCCUCUUCAUGUGGGAGACUAGUAGGGCACUGUGUUCCUCACCUGCAUGCCAUCUCUUUAAGAGGGAGGCCAUUGUCACCCGGGGUGACUGUAAGAUCCUAUGUAGCAAACAGCCCUUCAACUUGGUAGAAGAAACCUGUAAAUCCUACAGUCACGUGGUGCUUAAGGAGGUGCGCUUCUUCAACCUGAAAACCCUUCAACCACUGCUGACUGACCCCUCCCUCAACCUGCACAUCAUUCACCUUGUCCGAGACCCCCGGGCUGUGUUCCGCUCCCGGGAAAACACAAAAGAGGACCUGAAGUAUGACAACCAUAUUAUCAUGGGGAACCAAUGGAAUAAAAUAAAGAGUGAAGACCAGCCCUAUCACUUGAUGAAAGCUAUCUGCCUAAGCCAACAGGAGAUCUACAAGGCAGCACAGUUGCUACCAGACUCCCUACGACAACGCUACUUGCUAAUACGCUAUGAGGACUUGGUGCAGGACCCACUGACUCAAACCUCCAAAUUGUAUGAAUUUGUAGGGUUACAUUUUCUACCUCAUCUUCAAAUCUGGGUGCAUAACAUCACACAGGGCAAGGGCAUGGGAGGGCAUGCCUUCCAUACAAACUCCAGGAAUGCCCAGAGUGUCUCCCAGGCCUGGCGUCAGUCCUUACCACAUGACAAGGUAGUCCAGUUACAGAAAAUUUGUAAAGAUUACAUGAACCUGAUGGGCUACCUUCUUGUAUUGUCUGAGAAAGACCAGAGAAAUUUAUCAGUAAAUCUUCAAUCCACUCUUGAGAUCCCCUAA
This is a messenger RNA of Trichosurus vulpecula (common brushtail), 1229 nucleotides long. Its product is annotated as carbohydrate sulfotransferase 4-like. NCBI's taxonomy places the organism in Eukaryota, Metazoa, Chordata, Mammalia, Diprotodontia, Phalangeridae. Gene Ontology annotation, cellular component: Golgi membrane. The transcript is spliced from 2 exons. Gene Ontology annotation, biological process: protein sulfation; carbohydrate metabolic process; N-acetylglucosamine metabolic process. The record is from RefSeq and is a predicted model, not a curated record. Bases 84 to 1229 code for a protein of 381 amino acids. Gene Ontology annotation, molecular function: N-acetylglucosamine 6-O-sulfotransferase activity.